ACGUUCUGCUUGCUUGUCCUAUCACAAUGAGCCAAAGGCCGUUCUGCAAUUCAGAGAGAAGCAGUGUCCAGAUGCCUGAUGGGCAGAGAGAAGGAAGAGGGAAGAAGGGACAGGAGGACUAACGAGUUCUGGUGAACUCUUAAUUUUGCUUUUGCCACUUGGAAGCAAUCAGGAACGAACGCGGAGAUUGACAGUAGGACACACGCAGCCGCCCACCCCGCCGGAGGUGGAAGUGACGUCGCAAAGCGGCGGCGGAUGUGAUGGCGGUGGGUGAGGGCCUGGCCUGCUGUGUGCUUCGCUUCGGGGCUGAUGAAAGAAGAGGGUGAGUGGGAACCCAGCCCCGCGGGCUGCCGUGCUAGGAGGGGAUGCUGAGCCCUCCUGCUCCGUCAGCGUCUUCAUUCACAGAGCUUGUGCCUCCCUGAAGUUGAACAAAGCCACGUACUUCCCAGAGAUAUUCAUUCUAAAGGCUCUGAACAACACCAGCACCGAGAUAGCCGUGAGGAUGCCAACAGAAAACAACCACCUACCAGACAGUAUUCAAGAACAAGACUCCAUUACUACUGUAAGCAAUGUUUGCCCUCAUGAUACUGAGGAAUCAGGAACUGAACACGAAAAUGGCAUUUGUAACAGUGACGAGGGUAAUAGAUUUGAAGUUCACAACUAUGACAGCAAGCCAUCCACUUCUGUGGCAGUUCCUCUGGAGGUGCCCAAAAGAGGACAACCUCUUUUACAUAUCAACAGACAGCAGAUUCAGUCCGUUUCAUACAGUGCACAGGCUGCUGAGCUCAAAGGUUUAGGAGUUGAUGUGUAUGACCAGGAUGUAUUGGAGCAAGGAGUUCUCCAGCAAGUAGAUGAUGCAAUUAAUGAAGCUAACAAAGCAGCAAAAAUAGCUGAUGCUGAAAAAGAAUAUCAGUCAGUUUUGGAUGACUUAAGAUCAUGUACAACAUCUCUGAAACAAAUAGAUAAAAUUAUUGAGCAACUUUCACCUCAGGCUGCCAACAACAAAGAUAUAAGCAGAAAACUAGAUUCUGUAAAACGGCAAAAAUACAACAAGGAGCAACAGCUAAAGAAGAUCAAAGCAAAACAGAAACGUCUCCAAGCAGUUCUUGGUGGAACUGAGAUUCUUGAUAAAGUAAAUGAAAUUGAAUUUGAGGAUGAAGAACCUGGACCAUCAUCUCUUGGCAGUAUGCUUAUGCCCAUUCAGGAAACAGAGUGGGAAGAGCUUAUUCGUACAGGCCAGAUGACCCCAUUUGGAACUAAAAUACCUCAGAAGCCAGAGAGGAAGACACGGCGACUAAUGCUAAAUGAAGCAUCUGAUUUUGAAAAGUAUUUAGCAGAUCAAGCUAAGCUGUCAUCUGAGAGAAAGAAGUUAGCCCUUCGCAGAGGAGUGAAGAAGAAAGCACGAGCCAAAAAUGUUCAGUGCAUAGCUCCCACAUCUGCUACAAAGGAAAAGAGAGGUAAAGCUCUGUCAAAAACAGAUAAACGUUUAAAAAAACACUUGAAGAAACUUCAGAAGCAUGCCCUUCAGGUUCAUUCAAAAGCGGGUAUUCCAAAAGAGAAAAAAAAUCUUGAGACUAUGAAGCUGAAGCCUGGACAGGAAGAUGAUAGUGGAGAAUCUGAGUAUGUACCUGAUGAGGAACAUCUUGAUGCAGAAGCAGCUGAAGAUGUGGAAGAACAGGUGUCUUCACAUGCUGAAAACGAUUCUGAUUACGAACUCAGGAAUUUGUCAAGAAAGGGAAAAUACUCAGUGAAGCAGGAUUCUAAAGAUGCUGGAAGCGAUGCUGAUUAUUUUCCAAGCUCUGAGGAGGAAGAACAUACAGAAGGGAAGCACAAAGUAAAGAGAUGGAGAGAUGAUGGAGAUGAAGAUUAUUAUAAACAGAGACUAAGGAAGUGGCAAAGAGAACGUUUGAAGGACAAAGAACAUCCUGUUGCUGAGGAACUUUCUGAUGAAAGCGACACUGAAUUUGAAGAGGGUUUCAAAAUUCCGGGAUUUCUCUUCAAAAAGCUUUUUAAGUACCAGCAGACAGGUGUUAGGUGGCUCUGGGAAUUGCACUGCCAGCAGGCAGGAGGAAUUCUGGGAGAUGAGAUGGGAUUGGGCAAGACCAUCCAGAUAAUUGCCUUCUUGGCAGGUCUGAGCUACAGCAAGAUCAGGACUCGUGGUUCAAAUUACAGGUACCAAGGAUUGGGUCCAACAGUGAUCAUUUGUCCAGCUACUGUGAUGCAUCAGUGGGUAAAAGAAUUCCACACGUGGUGGCCUCCAUUUAGGGUUGCCAUUCUCCAUGAAACUGGUUCUUACACCAACAAAAAGGUGAAACUAAUUCGAGAAAUUGCUUCAUGCCAUGGAAUUUUAAUUACGUCUUAUUCAUACAUUCGACUGAUGCAAGAUAACAUCCACAGCUAUGACUGGCAUUAUGUGAUUUUGGAUGAGGGUCACAAAAUCCGAAAUCCAAAUGCCGCUGUCACACUUGCGUGCAAACAGUUCCGCACACCCCAUCGCAUCAUCUUGUCUGGUUCCCCUAUGCAAAAUAACUUGAAGGAGCUCUGGUCCCUCUUUGACUUUGUAUUCCCAGGGAAACUGGGAACACUACCUGUGUUUAUGGAGCAAUUUUCUGUUCCAAUAACCAUGGGAGGAUACUCCAAUGCCUCUCCUGUGCAGGUAAAAACUGCAUACAAAUGUGCUUGUGUGUUGCGGGACACCAUAAACCCUUACCUGCUGCGAAGAAUGAAGGCUGAUGUUAAAAUGAGCCUUUCACUUCCUGAUAAAAAUGAACAGGUCCUUUUUUGUCGUUUGACAGAUGAGCAGCGUCGAGUCUAUCAAAAUUUCAUUGACUCUAAAGAGGUCUACCAGAUUCUCAAUGGAGACAUGCAGGUUUUCUCAGGACUUGUAGCUUUGAGGAAGAUUUGUAACCACCCUGACCUCUUCUCUGGUGGUCCCAAGAUUUUGAAAUGUGUACCAGAUGCUGACUUGGAGGAAGCAGAUCAGUUUGGUUAUUGGAAACGUUCUGGAAAAAUGAUAGUGGUAGAGUCCUUGCUGAAAAUAUGGCACAAGCAAGGUCACAGAGUGUUGUUUUUCACUCAGUCAAGACAGAUGCUGCAGAUUCUUGAAGUCUUUGUUAGAGAAAGAAACUAUUCCUACCUCAGGAUGGAUGGUACUACAACAAUAGCAUCCAGACAACCACUUAUAACAAGAUACAAUGAGGACAAAUCCAUAUUUAUUUUUCUUCUGACAACUCGUGUUGGUGGUAUUGGAGUUAACUUGACUGGUGCUGACCGGGUUAUUAUUUAUGAUCCUGACUGGAAUCCCAGUACGGACACACAGGCUCGUGAGCGUGCUUGGAGAAUAGGUCAAAAGAAACAAGUGACUGUGUACAGACUUCUCACUGCAGGUACUAUUGAAGAGAAGAUAUACCACAGACAAAUCUUCAAGCAGUUUUUAACAAACAGAGUGCUGAAAGACCCUAAGCAAAGGCGCUUUUUCAAAUCCAAUGAUCUUUAUGAGCUAUUUACUCUGAGCAGCCCAGAUGUGUCUCAGGGGACAGAAACGAGUGCAAUUUUUGCAGGUACAGGUUCAGAUGUUCAAGUCCCCAAACAUCAACUGAAACGGAAACUUGAAAGGUCAGCUGAUGAUGACGCUUUGAAAGGUGGUCUCCAUCUAAAGAAAAGCAGCUCACCAAAGUACAGCAAGUCAUCUGGUUCCCACUUAACCAGCCACGUGGUAAAUUCUUCUAAAGCAACAGAGACCGGUGAGGAAGCCAAAGGAAAUUUGGAAACUUUUGACCAAAAGAGCUGUGCAAAAGAUAAUGCACAAACUGCUACUAAUAUGAAUUCAUUGAAUAAAAGCAAGCAAGAAAGCUUGGAAAGAGCUGAUAUAUCUCUGUCCCAACCAUUGCAUGGUGAUACAGAGUCUUCAGAGAACACCACGGUGACUAAGGAAGAACAUGAAGUGGCUAAUGAAAAUGUUGAGGGAGAUUUUGGCCUUCUUUGUGGUGCAGCUGACUCUCAGGAAAAGCAGGUUGAUAAAACAGGGGAUGUGCAAGUGGAUAAUAAUCAUUAUAAAUGUACCUCAAAAACAAAGCACAGAGUGGAUAUGCAAUCACAUGACAGCCAUAAAGAGAAGUCUAAGAAGAAGCAUCACAAAGAUGCCAAGUUUGAAGGGGAGCGUAUUCCUCACCUGGUGAAACAAAAGCGCUACAGGAAGGAGGACAGUGAAGAGAAGGAGUUAGACCCAAAGAAAAAUGAUGAUUAUGUCUUGGAGAAACUCUUCAAGAAAACAGGGGUGCACAGUGUAAUGAAGCACGAUGCCAUUAUGGAAGCUUCCAGUGCGGAUUAUGUGCUGGUAGAAGCAGAAGCAAACAGAGUGGCCCAGGAUGCACUAAGAGCCUUAAAAGUCUCUCGACAGCGAUGCUUAGGAGCUGCUUCUGGUGUGCCAACAUGGACGGGCAUGAGUGGUCUUUCAGGAGCACCAUCAAGAGUAAAGAGUCGGUUUGGUCAAAAAAGAAACCCUAUGCUGCUUUCUUCACAUUCCACUUGUGCAUCACCUGUCAAAAAGUGCAAGGAUGCAGAUACGAUGAAGAAAGAAAAUGUGAAGAAGAAUAGUUCCAAUGGGCACUUUGACGGAAAAUCAGAAACUGGAGAAUCAUCAUCUAGCGUAUUAGAUUCUUCAUCCUUAUUAGCUAAGAUGAGGGCGAGAAACCACCUUAUUUUACCACAAAGGACAGGGAAUGAGGGAGAUGAGAAUCUUAACCAAGCACCAGCUCCAGCCCCAGGCUCAACAGAAUAUGAUGAAUUGCUGGUGGAUGUGCGGAACUUUAUUGCGUUCCAGGCCCGUGUGGACGGUGAGGCUAGUACUCAGGAAAUACUGCAGGAGUUUGAGUCCAAACUGCCUGUGGCACAAACUUGUGUCUUUAGAGAACUCCUCCGCAAUCUCUGCAGCUUUCAUAGAAACCCAAAUGGUGAAGGUGUCUGGAGGCUGAAGCCAGAGUUCCGCUGACCUCUGUCACGAGAAGGCACUGGUUUGCACUUGGCCAACAGUCUGCUGUCAAAGACUUACUACUUAUCUUUUGACAUGAGGGAUUUGUGUUUGUGAUUUAAUAAAUGACUUGAACAGACGGUGAUGCAGCACUCAUUGCAGGCUUAGUGCUGGCUUCAUUUCCAAUUUAAACUAUUUGUAUGGGAGUGCUACCUACCUCAUAGGUGAAGCAAUACAAAGUAUCACCUUUUCUUCAAAAGAAAUGUUGGGAUGAAGAAUAUGUGCUGACUUUUUACUACAGUAAGAGCCAUGGAUGUUGCCGUGGGUGUUUAUUUGAUUUCUGUGAAAUUCCAAGAAUUUCUCUCAGUUUUCUGUAUGUUACUUAAGUGGUCACUGAGCACACAGUGUAACAUCAAAAAAAAGUUUGUGAUCGGCAUGAGAGAUUCACUUGCACUGAUGAGAGUAUUGAAAUCACUAAGAAGCUUUCAUUAGUAGUGAGAAUUUGCUUUUAAUGUUUCUGCUUUCAUUGUUGCUAGCAUCUAACAAAUGCAGUGUUACUUACAUUACUGCUUAACUUGGAAAAUAAUCUAUUUCCACAGAGGUUUAAUCACAAAAAUAAAAAGCCUGGCAGUUGAUAUUCAUGAAAAACUGAUUGGAUUAUGGAAAACUAAUUUACCCUAUAAUCACUGAUUCAGUUAUAGUCCAUGGGCAGUCCCACCAUGGGCAGUUGCUCAGUGUAGUACUUCUUACCAGUGAGAUAACAGUUACUGCUGUGUUUGUUACAGGCUGUGGACUGAUAAUUCAGAUCCCAUUACAUAUUUGUAGGUUUCACUCUUGGUGAUUUCUGUAUAGAAAAUUUUCCAGUUCCCUGUUAGCACAUAGUCUUUUACAAGGAUCAAGAUUGUCAGAGGAGGAAUGAUUUUACUGUAUUUUGCUGAAUAUAAUCAUGUGUUCACACAGUCAUAAUAUGGCCUAUAACUUCUGUUUGUGCUCCUGCCUAUUCCGUAGAUAGAUGGAUGGAGAAAAUCUCAGUCUUCCUGGCAGUCAGAUAAAUUCUAAUAACUGUUUUCUUCCAGGAAGGGAGAAUCUGAUUAUUUGUAGCAAACCCAAGUGCUGUGUUAGAGCUUUGGUGUGCUAAAUAAGGAGAUUUUGGGGUGAAGAAUGGAUGGGUUGUGAGAGAAAAAUGACAGUCUUGCACAUCUUCACAGCAACAAGUUACUCUUAAAGUAGGAAUAAUUAGAUGUACUUAAUAUCCUCACUGUCUCUAAGCUAUUGAGAAAAGGGAAAUCUGAGUUACUUGUUUUUCUUUAUUUUGGGUACAAACACUGGAAGGUGAAUGGUGAAGCAAGAAUGCAAACUGGGUUGCUUUAUGCUAAAGAAACGUAGUCUUUAAGGUAUUUUCUAUGGCUUUUCCUUCUGUUCUUAUUCUGUAUUAAAGGGUCUGCUGAUAUUUGCAAAAAAGUGGUGCUUUACUGUUUCAAUAACCAAUUAGCUUUUCACAGACUGGCACUGGAGAGGAUAGACUGUCAAAGAAUCUGCUUUUCUUCCUUAUGACAUUUGAAGGUAGGCCUGAUGCACCUUUUCCUGACACCCUUUUCUGGAGUUUAAACAAUACAAUCUUACUGUUCUCUUCAAAUCUUUAGAGUAUUUCAACUAGGUUUUGGUGUUGUCCACAACAUACAUCCCUAUCCAUGCCCCAUGAGCAAUCCAGGAAUUCAUCUGUCAGCAAAGCUGCUGUUGUCACCUUAGCUAUCAGUUCUGGUGUCCUGUUUUAUGUACUACUUUCAGUCUUAAAGACAUGUUUCCUGUACCAAGGAAUGUUUGGAGCUUCUUACUGAUGAUCUGUUGAUGUAAAUGGACCUGCAUGUGCUUUUAUAAAUCCUUGGCUUUUACAACUUAUUAAAAAAGUAGAAACAAAAA
Molecule: messenger RNA, 6889 nt
Organism: Coturnix japonica (Japanese quail)
Lineage: Eukaryota; Metazoa; Chordata; Aves; Galliformes; Phasianidae
Gene: ERCC6
Product: ERCC excision repair 6, chromatin remodeling factor
Biological process (GO): transcription-coupled nucleotide-excision repair
Cellular component (GO): nucleus
Molecular function (GO): ATP-dependent activity, acting on DNA; ATP binding
Source: RefSeq, a predicted model, not a curated record